Messenger RNA from Marchantia polymorpha subsp. ruderalis, 1395 nucleotides. NCBI's taxonomy places the organism in Eukaryota, Viridiplantae, Streptophyta, Marchantiopsida, Marchantiales, Marchantiaceae. The record is from the annotation of a GenBank genome assembly.
GUCGGAAGGAAGACCCCGACCCCAUCAAGCCACAUAGAAGGUCGCCUUUGCACUGUUUCGUGUUUGUUUGUGUUCUGAGUUUCUGCCGUGUCUGCUGGUGUCCCGGACGACCAUGGAGGAGGUGCAGCUAGGCGAGGCGGCCGCUGUCGAGGUGCAGAGAUAGGGGAAUUCGUUGACGCGCUCAUGAUUCUAGUCGUUUUUUAGUAUUCUCUUGUAGUAGCGUCGAAUUCGGGCUUGGUUUUGGGCUUGGAAUUAUGGCGAUGGCGGCUUUAGGCCGUGUGACGGUGGCGCGACCGGUGCAGCAGAUGGAGACUGCAGCGUCCUUACCGGGGAGAAGCAGCGUUAGCGAUGUAUCGAUGCGGAAAUUUAGUUCUAGAGGGAGGUGUACUGUGCAGACUCGGUGGCCUUCGGAACCGAGACCCGGAUCGGCCCAAGCUUGUCUAGGGAGAGAUUCCGCGGACGGGGAUGCUUUAGUGGCCGAAUUCAUUAGACAUGUCGAGUCGACGCAACAGGCCUGGCCUCUGGAGGGGAGACGUCCUACCCACCUCAUGCCUCCGUCCACGGUUGUGAAAACUCUGAUGGAGGCGCUCAUGCGGAACGAUUGGCCUGAAGAUGACAGUGGCAUUCGCACUGCAUUUGCCUUCGCUAUGCCUCCUGCUGCAAACGAAAUGCUUGUCAGCGAUGUCGGCAAAGCGAACCGUUCGGCCAGGGCCUGGUACGCUACGGAAAAAUACGUGAAUGUGAGCGAAUUUGGGGAUGUCAUUCGCGAAUCCACUUACUCACCUAUGCUCGACUUCGUCAGUUGGGAGAUGGGAUCUCCACUGACUUUCCAUGGACCCAGUGACAAGAGAGCUGUCCAGGCUGUGAAAACCAUAUCUCAAUCAGGAGUAUCGUCGGUCUACACAUUUUGUCUCGAGAAGGUGGUGAAUGGUGUCUACAAGGGGUGCUGGAUGAUUGUUGGCGUUAGAGUGGGAGAUUACGCCAAUGUGUAAUCUACGACGACAUUUCAGGGUUGUCCGUGAUCUCAUAGGGUUUAGCCAUGACCAGUGACCAAACCACACAAAGGAGCUCAAUUUAUCAAAAUUAGUCUGGCAGAGUUAGUCACACUUUUACCACUCGUCCGACAGUGACCACAGCAAUUUAGACAAGUUGAGAGCUCACAGUACUGCUUCUUGAAUUCCUGAGAUUUGUCUUUCUGGAUCUACUGCCUUGGAAGCUGCUGGCAAAGCCUGCCGCGGAGAGACCGGGACACGAUCGAUUGAGAGAAUAAGGAUCUGAAAAGGACAGGAGCAUUUAUUCUCAACUCGUUGGUCUCGAUGGGACAUGCAGCUUGUUGCCAGCUGAGUAUACAUUUUUGGUGUAAUAUAAUUCGUAAAGUUUGUAGUCUUUGAUAUU